CAGAAAAGUGCGCUCUCGCCGGCGAAAUGAAGUUCGCGGCGAACAUCAUCGUCCUGAGUGUCGUGUGCUGUGCAUCGGUGUCGACGGGCUUCGAGAAACUCAAGGACGAGCCAGAAUUGAAUGCCAAAUUCUUUGUCAAAUCGUAUUCUACGCGUACAUGGACUUUUGUGUCAUCAUUUACGUCCACAGUAUUUUACACCUGCUAUACUUCAGAAGAGGCCGAUUUUGUGGCGUGCCAAGGAAGGAAACUACGGCGGUCCAGGAAACUUGAUAUUCCACUCGGGGAGGUGGAUGAUGAACUGUCUAGCAGUCUCGCAGAAGCAGAGGAGAAACAAGACACUGCAGAGAAACUGUUCUUCACUGUCUGGAGCACCAGCAGCACUACCGUCACCGUCACCACCUUCUCCACGAACAGAUCUGUCACUGUUUCGGUCCGUAUCUUAUGCACUUAUCCUGGAGUUAUGUUUAACGUCUGCUAGCAUGACUGCCGGGCUAUUUAUUAAUUGUCCAGUGUGAUGGUGAACUGUCCAGUAUGCUCAGUUUUCCCUGAGACCUCAGUUAACUUCAGACACUAACAGACAGUGAUUGUUAUGUAGUUGUUAAGAUUUGCUUGUACAUAAUUGACCCCUGUAUGUAUAAAAAGUAUGUGUUAA
Messenger RNA from Penaeus chinensis, 653 nucleotides. RefSeq lists its product as uncharacterized. The transcript is spliced from 4 exons. The record is from RefSeq and is a predicted model, not a curated record. Bases 27 to 479 code for a protein of 150 amino acids. NCBI's taxonomy places the organism in Eukaryota, Metazoa, Arthropoda, Malacostraca, Decapoda, Penaeidae.